AUGUUACAAAAAAGCUAACGUUGCAUAUAGUCUCUGUCCACCAGGGGGCGUUGAGCUAAAGUGGCACUAUGAUGCUGAGGAUGCUUCUCCGCUUCCAGUUUGUGAGAUACACAGGGCGGGUCUAUAAACGGACGCUGAGGAUGCUUGAGGAUUCAUUAUCAACAAUCUUAACUUUAUUUCAAAUAUAACGGCUUCACAGUGUUUUAUUUUAUAUAAUAAGUAUCGCCUCAGUUGGCUUUGACAGGAAUCUAUCCGAGGGUGGUAAAAGGACAGUGGAAAUAGUCGUCUUUUUUCUGACAAACCCAAUCGUUUGCCGGUUUACAGCGAUACAAACCGGCUUUCUAAUUUUCUUAAAACAUCAGGCCAUUCUGACAGCUUUAUCUUGUUAUUUGAUGGUUUUUAAACAACCUUGUGGGCCCUUUCUAACAGUGGAUACUUUAAGCGUAUCUUAAAGGCUUUGCCAGUGCUCUGACGUCAUUUGUGUUUAUUAUUUUUUUCUGACAUCAGCAGGAUAAUGUGGUAAACGGUCGCUGUUAAUGAAUGAAACUGUUUCCCACGCAAUAGACAUUAAUGAUUUGCUUGGUAAUGACGGCGACGCGAUAAUUUAUUUUGUCACAGCGGAAAGACAAAGAAACAUCAUAAGUGUUGUUACGGCAGAGAAACGGCUGGUAACGUUAGAUGUUUUUGUCUCCUGUCGUGUAUCUCAGCAAGAUUUGCCGUUAUUUCUCCAUGUUUAGCACCGACAGACUCACGGUUCCUGAAUAUGUCAGUAAUCGGCUACACAACCGGAGGACGGGCUCUGGCCCCAGGGCUGUGUCUCCGGGGAUCAGCGCCGACGUUCGGGCCGUGUUGGACGGCUCUCUCCCCGCGCUGCGCUCCGCGAUCAAAACACUUAAGUCUUCGAAAGACACUGGAGAUGUGGAGGAGACCCGCCGGGCCAUCGCUGAGACUUUCCAGCUGGUUGAGGAGGCCUGGGUCCUGCCCACAGUGGGCCGACGGGUAGCAGAGGAGAUGUGCAACAGGAUCCGGCUGGAUGGGGGUCUGGAACUGCUCUUGCAGCUGCUGCAGACACCUGCUGUAGGAAUCACAUAUGAGUCUGCCAAGCUCCUUGAGCAAAUACUGGUCUCAGAAAACAGGGAUUAUGUGGCACGUAUGGGGCUUGGGGUCAUCCUGAACCUGACCCGUGAGCAGGAUGAUGCCCAGCUGGCACGGAGCGUGUCAGGCAUCCUUGAGCACAUGUUUAAACACACAGAGGAGACAUCUGCGCAGCUCAUCACUAAUGGAGCACUGGACACCCUCCUGUAUUGGUGCCGUGGAACAGACCCAACUGUACUGCGGCACUGUGCUGUGGCCCUGGCAAACUGCGCUAUGUAUGGUGGGCACCGCUGCCAGCGUCUGAUGAUCGAAAAACAGGCGGCUGAAUGGCUGUUCCCACUGGCAUUUUCCAAAGAGGACGAGCUGAUCCGGUUCCAUGCCUGUCUGGCCGUGGCUGUGCUGGCAGCUAAUAGGGAGAUAGAGAAAGAAGUAGUGAAGUCUGGUACUCUGGAGUUGGUGGAGCCAUUUAUCGCCUCGUUGGACCCUGAAGAGUUUGCACGCAACCUGUUGGACAGUGCAGACAGCAUGCAGGGCCGCACCGCAGCAGACCUGCAGCACUUACUGCCUCUGCUGGACGGCACAUGUCUGGAGGGGAAAUGCAUCGCUGCAUUCUACCUGUGUGUGGAGACUAGUAUCAAGUCUCGUCAACGUAAUACCAAGAUAUUUCAGGAGAUUGGAGCUGUUCAGAGUCUAAAGAGGAUCGUCAUGUACUGCAGUAACGCCACUGUGUGCUCUCUGGCUAAGCGGGCCUUAACAAUGAUGAGCGAGGACGUCCCGAGGCGUAUCCUUUCAUCUGUACCCAACUGGAAGAGCGGAGAGGUGCAGACCUGGCUGCAGCAGAUUGGCUUCAGUGCAUUCAGUGAACGGUUUCAGGCACUGCAGGUGGAUGGAGAUCUACUGCUUAAUAUCACAGAACAGGAUCUGAUCCAGGAUCUGGGCAUGACUUCUGGGCUCACUCGAAAGAGGUUUCUUCGAGAUCUGCGUGUACUGAAAACCUACGCCAACUACUCCACAUGUGACCCCAAUAACCUGGCAGACUGGCUUGCUGAUAUAGACCCACGAUUCCGUCAGUACACCUACAGCUUGGUUCAAUCGGGAGUCGAUCGGAACAAUAUCAUUCACAUUACAGACCAACAGUUGCUGUCUGACUGUCAUGUAGAGAAUGGAAUCCAUCGUGCAAAGAUCCUUUCUUUUGCCCACCGCCCUGCUGAACCCUGCUUAACCGAUUCCCAACCCGCGGGCCCUGAUGUGUUCAUCAGCUACCGUCGCACUACGGGUUCACAGCUUGCCAGCCUACUGAAGGUACAUCUACAGUUACGUGGUUUCAGCGUCUUCAUCGACGUAGAGAAACUAGAAGCUGGCAGGUUUGAGGAGAAGCUGAUCACGAGUGUUCAGCGAGCGCGCAACUUCAUUUUGGUGCUGUCAGCCAAUUCGCUGGACAAAUGCAUAGGCGACGUGGCUAUGAAAGACUGGGUUCAUAAGGAGAUCGUCACCGCUCUGAAAGGGAAGAAGAACAUUGUUCCUGUUACUGAUAACUUUGUUUGGCCCGAUCCAGCCUCUCUGCCAGAGGACAUGAACACCAUUCUCAAGUUUAAUGGCAUUAAGUGGUCCCAUGAGUAUCAAGAAGCCACUAUCGAAAAGAUUCUGCGCUUCAUCGAGGGAUGCCCAAGCCAAGAGCAACCAGACGGAGCAAAAACAGACAAAGAAGAGCCACAAAAGAAAUAAAACAUACAUUUGACCAAUAAAAAGCCCUUUAUUAUGCCUAAUAACUAGGUGUUUCUAGUAAUGACUGCCAUGUAACCAGAACACACCUGCUUACUCCUCAGAGGCCAGUGUUUCCUUCAGUUGUAUGCAUGUCUAGAUAGAUUACUGUUGAAAUUUCUUAGAGAAAAAAACGUAAGUGUAACCUACCAAGAGAUGCACUGGAACUUUAAAUGUGUGGUCACAUUAGCAAAUAUCAGUGAAAAAAUUGUGGGCACAGCUCACAUAGAAGUCAUUUUCAAACC
Molecule: messenger RNA, 3101 nt
Organism: Sinocyclocheilus rhinocerous
Lineage: Eukaryota; Metazoa; Chordata; Actinopteri; Cypriniformes; Cyprinidae
Product: sterile alpha and TIR motif-containing protein 1-like
Exons: 8
Coding region: 679-2820 (713 amino acids)
Biological process (GO): response to axon injury; signal transduction; negative regulation of MyD88-independent toll-like receptor signaling pathway
Cellular component (GO): dendrite
Molecular function (GO): signaling adaptor activity; protein binding; NAD+ nucleosidase activity
Source: RefSeq, a predicted model, not a curated record